This is a messenger RNA of Electrophorus electricus (electric eel), 3545 nucleotides long. RefSeq lists its product as uncharacterized. NCBI's taxonomy places the organism in Eukaryota, Metazoa, Chordata, Actinopteri, Gymnotiformes, Gymnotidae. The record is from RefSeq and is a predicted model, not a curated record.
CUGAAAAAUAGCAAAACACAUGCAAGAAAACCCACUUCACGGACAUAAACAAUUCUUUAUUCUUUUAUAUUUUACGACACGGUAAUCAACGUUUAGACUCAAGGACAGGAACAUGGCAGAAGAAGGUGAGGUGGAGAUUAUUGACUCUGGUGUUCAGAAUGCUGGUCCCCCAAAACAAAACUCCAUGACUGAAACAGGAGCCCUAGUGGAGGUUGCCUUUCAGAAAGACCCCUAUCAAAAAAACAAGUACCUGGAGGCAGAACCUAAAGCUUUAGGGAUUACGCAAAUUAUGCUGAGUCUCUUUCUCAUGAGCAUCAGAUAUGCCAUUUCGGGAAAUGAGUCAAUGGCACACCUGAUAUUUGGAGGUCUUUCUUUAUUUGGCUUAAUAGCUGGUGGUGUGGCAGUAGGUGCUCAGAACCUGCAUCUUCCUACACUGAAGGCCUGUUUGGGAGUGCAGGUUGUGAUGUGUGUAGUGUCAGUGUUCUGCAUGAUCACCAAUCUUGGGACCGAAUUUGAAAGCCCAGGCUUUCGGUUUUGCUGGCGUGACUCUCAAAACAGCACCUCGGGAAGAAUCCUGUGUGGAAAACUCCUGGACAUGUAUGAACAUGUCAUAGGAGUGAAAUUGCUGGCACAGGCAGCUCAGAUUGCUCUCUCAGCCACCUUGGCUGCGUUCUGCUGCAAAGUCAUUCAGUGCUGCUCCCCACGGACCAGCGUGCCUGUCAUUGCUGUGAAUACAGCCCGUGGUCCUCAGUGACAGAACAGAGUUUGAAGCUGUUUAAAAAUUUGUUUCAUCUCUUCAUUUACAUAUAAUUCAUACAUAGACCUGCAGUGAUUUUUAUAUUAUGCACAUACAGCUAUGUGUGAUGAAGUAUUAAUGUAACAUUCAUUCACCUUCAUGGACUGUUUAUUCAACACUUUUAUUUUAUCAUUAUUAGACAUUACUAGACUAACAAAAACAUAUUCCGAUUGCUCAGCCUGAGUUGUUGAAUAAGGUUAAAUACACUAAUGUUACAUUUUCUAGGCCUUUAAUUGAAGAAACCACAGCAAUACAAUUCUCUGGUACCUUGAAAGUGUAAACAUGAAGAAAUAACAGUAUAUAUAAAUCCAUCACAAAAAGACUUAUAAUGUUAAAGAGAAGGAUAACAAAAUAGCUAUAGGUAAGGAAUACUGUAUGUCAUGGUUACACAUUUCUAACUAGUACCUACUCAAAUAGAGCUUUAAAGAAAGCAAUAGCUUACUAUAAACAGGUUAGGUGUAGGAAAAACUACUAAAAAUUAUGUUGUCACUUGAAUCUUCAUUUGGACUUAGGCUGUUUAUGUCCCUGUGGGACAUUAUGUAUGUUCUGAACAAGAGCACAGUGAUUUUCAAUAAAGUAUUCCUGGCUCUUCAUUUAAGAUUUACUAAGAUGACACUAGGGCAAAUAUUUUUUAAAAAUAAAGAAAAUAUCACUAAUCUGAGGCCAUGCUUAAACCCCACAGCUAUCUUUAGGGCUUUCUAGAUAUUUAUCAAAGUCCAUUUUUUUGUGUGUUUGAGGAAUGGAAUAACUAUAAAACUCCAUAGCACCCAGACCCAUUGUUUUAAAAUACAUACCCCAUUCGUCUGAUUAUUGGCUGCAAAGUAACAGAUGUUAAGUCAAAUUGUUAGCAGAAAUAUCCGGUAGGUUUUCAACUUUAGACCCUUAGUUGUUUUUUUGUUGUAACUGUUCACAGCUUGUAGACUAACAUCACACAAACAUCAUGGAUAGUCUUUCAUAAUGACUCGGCUGUUAGGCAAGUGACAUUUUGGCCAAUAAAUCUUUAUAUAGACUACAUAUAGAUUAUCUAAGAUAAUAGGAAUAACCUACAGUGAUUAUUUAACAACCCACUGAAACAGAAGGGGACUGAUAUUGGAAUAUGGAGAAAUAUAUGUUCAUGUCCUUCAGCAACCAAAUGGAGAGAACUAUUGUCAGAGGUAUGCAGUUGGGCAGUCUGGUUUUCUCUUUGUUCUGGUUGGAUUUAUGUGAUUUUUCUCUUUCUCUUUGUACCAGUUAGGAGGGACUCUCAUUUAGACUUGUUGCUUUGAUAGCGCUCCAGGCCAGUGUUGGCCAUUGGAGGGUAGAGUUUCCCUAGAUUAUUUUAGAUAAAUAGUGGCUCCUAGCUCAAUGACGUGAGCAAGGUAACUGGGGAGUGAACUGACAGUGCAGCAACCAGUGAGAAACAAACCAACAGUACACCAGUGAAGGAAUGAGAGGAAGUGGUUUGUGAGCAGAGGGAUCGCAGUCCCACAGCAGCUGUGCUAUUGAAGUACACUGAGUGGAUCAAGGAUCCCACAACGCUGAAAAACUGCUGGCUUAAUGACUGUGGGAAACAGCUGUAUGUGGUGUUGACGAUCAGGAAGCGACAGCUGCAACUGGUGUGAUUCCAUCCUGGUGUGUGACUCUUCUCACUGUACAGUAGGUUAUGUGUACUCCCAGGCAGAGUAUGAGUAUAAUGUUGUGGGUGAAAUUAAAAGUUGUAAGUUUGAGUUCUUAACCCUAACACGAGUACUGUUUCCACUUGUUCUCAGUCUUGGUUGAGUUACAUAUACUCUGCUUAUCCAAAUCUAAAUUUAUUUGUAUAGCGCUUUCUACAACAGAUGUCACAAAGCAGCUUUACAAAUGUCUAAAUCCAAGCCCCUUAUCUGUUGGUUCUUUGCAGUGUAUUGCCAUAGUUUACCAGUGUGUACUGAUCGGUCUCUUAAGUGUUUACCUACACCAAAGCAAGUGUACCAACCUGUUUUCCCUCCCAUCUUUGUUUUUUAAUCACUUUUGGUAUCGUUUGCUGUUGGAUUGUAUGUAUUUGCUUACAUAUAAUUUGCUUGUCCUGUAUGUAUCCUGUACUUGCCUCUUGUUGUGAUUCUGUGAUUGUUGCUUGUGCCUUGACUGUGAUAUUGGAUUACCCCUUGGUUAACAAAACAACUUUUAUCUGCGAAUAUCUGGUCAGUUUCUGUCCCUUUACAGAAUAAUUUGCCAAAAUGUAGAAGUUGGAUCUGGAGCUAGUGAACACGGUGAUUAGCAAUCAAGGACAACUUCUGUGGCAGAAUUAGCAGUUGUUUAAGAUUGUUACUCAGUCUGUCAGCAUAUUGAAUGUGCCCAAAAGUGCCCAAGCUGUCUGCUAUCAUGGGGGAACCCUCCUAUUUACCAGCCUGGAGACGGGGUUUUGCUGUCGCUUGGGGAUUUCAGAUCUGCUGAGGGGAAUAAUAAGUUGAGCUCCAAGUACAUUGGUCCAUUAAAGAUUAUUAAGCAGAUCAAUGAGAUGAGCCUAGUCACUAUUGUCUCUAACUCACUGUUGUACUCAUUCCUAAUACAACAGUCUAGUUUGCUAUUUGCAAUACAGAUAUCAUUACAUAUGUCAUAUCUUUUUCCUUUUUUUUUCUAACUAGGACUUUUUAUAAAUAUUUUUCACUGGUGACAUUUUAUAAAUAUUUGUCAAUGGAGGACUAGAAAAAAUAAAAAUGUCAUUUUACAGUGUGACUGCAUGUUUUACUGUGCUAAUAAGAUUAUAACAAUAAAUAUCUAGAAUCUUCAA